Molecule: messenger RNA, 552 nt
Organism: Drosophila innubila
Lineage: Eukaryota; Metazoa; Arthropoda; Insecta; Diptera; Drosophilidae
Product: D site-binding protein
Exons: 1
Coding region: 1-552 (183 amino acids)
Biological process (GO): regulation of transcription by RNA polymerase II
Cellular component (GO): nucleus
Molecular function (GO): DNA-binding transcription factor activity, RNA polymerase II-specific; RNA polymerase II cis-regulatory region sequence-specific DNA binding
Source: RefSeq, a predicted model, not a curated record
AUGUAUUCACCUGCCAAAUCGCCAAUAGUUGAUGUUACGGAAACGCUUUCGCUGCACAGUGAACUGGACAUUGAACUGGAGCCAGCUUAUAGUCAUAGUCUACGCCUGCCUUUGCCCGGACUUGCCGCAAUUCCCAGUCUCCUGGCGUCCCACAACAAAUCCAAUGCCACAUUGCCUGCCUUUGAGUAUAUUGCACCGCCUAAUCAUGCACUGCAGAGUCUGUCGGAUUUUCCGCUCAUGGAGCUGAAUCGUGUUGGCAUGUUUCCGGGGUUCCUGCAUCGGCGUGCUCGUGGCGAAAAGCGUCCCAUACCCGAUGCCCAAAAGGAUGCCAAAUAUUAUGAGAGACGCAAGCGCAACAAUGAGGCAGCCAAGAAAUCAAGGGAUGCUCGAAAAAUACGCGAGGAUCGCAUCGCAUUCCGUGCCGCACUCCUUGAGCAGGAGAACUCCAUACUCCGUGCCCAAGUGUUGGCCCUGCGGGAUGAAUUGCAAACAGUGCGACAGCUUCUCGGUGCUACAACGAGUGGCAUGCUCGGUGUGGCAAGGCAAGUGUGA